This is a messenger RNA of Hyaloscypha bicolor E, 1096 nucleotides long. RefSeq names its product translation machinery-associated protein 22. Gene Ontology annotation, biological process: formation of translation preinitiation complex; translation reinitiation. NCBI's taxonomy places the organism in Eukaryota, Fungi, Ascomycota, Leotiomycetes, Helotiales, Hyaloscyphaceae. The coding region runs from base 54 to 650 and encodes 198 amino acids. The transcript is spliced from 5 exons. Gene Ontology annotation, molecular function: translation initiation factor activity; mRNA binding. The record is from RefSeq and is a predicted model, not a curated record.
CUCCCCUACUCCAACAAACGCUCUAUCUUCUUACCAACAAAAUCAAACUUAAAAUGGCAGAUACAGAAACCGAGACUGUCCUCCCCAGCGAACCCCAAUCCCGACAUGUAGUCUACUGCGGCGUCUGCUCAUUACCACCAGAGUACUGCGAGUUCGGCGGUACGGUCAAGAAAUGCCAGGACUGGCUGCAGAAGAAUCACGCGGAUAUGUAUGACAGGCUGUGGUCUGAAGACGCCCUAGCAGCAGCAACCUCAACCCUCUCCCUCGACGCACAAAAGCGGGCAGAAAAGGACGCCCACAAAAAAGCCCUGAAAGCCGAAGCCGCUGAGCAGAAACAUUUACAACAAAUCGCCGAGUCGAAAGUUACAAUCAAGCGGGUGGAGAGGAAUAAGAGGAAGUUCGUGACCACCGUAACAGGCCUGGAAGCGUUUGGGCUAGAGAAUAAGAAGGUAGCGAAAGAUCUAGGCAAGAAGUUCGCGACGGGAGCGAGCGUGACGAAGGUCCCGAGUGGAGGCGAGGAGAUUGUCGUGCAGGGCGACGUGAGUGAGGAGAUUGAGGAGUUUUUGUUGGAGAAGUAUAAGGUUAUUCCCGAGGAUAAUAUUGAGCUGGUGGAGGAUAAGAAGAAGAAGGGUGCUGGGGCCGGGGGGUGAUACUCUCUCCCACUUCUCUUCUUUGUUUUGGGGGGGAAAUGCUGGGUUCUUCAUACACAAGGACAUUUCUCUGCAUUCAAUUUCCUCGCGAUUGAAAAAGCAGACAGAACCAGGACGCCGUGCUAAGUACAGAACUAUGGGACAAGAAUCCAGACAAGAACUCGGUUUCUCUUCCAGGACUCCUCUUCUCAGAUAGACCACUCUCGGUUUCUCUCUUUGAGAGCUCUUCCACUCCAGACGUCAACUCAAUUCCUCUUCCUCAAAACCCUUCCGCCCGUCGUAGGUGCAGCAGCCGGUUUACUAGCCGGCAACUUCUUCUGGCUCCCCAUCCCCUUAAUCGUAGUCAUAACCGUCUUCUUCUCCUUCACCGGCGCCGCCUUCUUCGCUACCCCAGGUUUCCUAACCACAGUCGUGGUGCUCGAAUCACUCGAGUCACUAAUCGCCCU